This is a messenger RNA of Microbotryum saponariae, 2598 nucleotides long. NCBI's taxonomy places the organism in Eukaryota, Fungi, Basidiomycota, Microbotryomycetes, Microbotryales, Microbotryaceae. The record is from the annotation of a GenBank genome assembly.
AUGAGCCGCCGCCGCCGUUUCGGCUCCGGGUUCGUCUCCUUCCCACCUCGGCCCUCUUCCGCAACCGUUGCUGCAUUCGACAUGACUUGGGUUCCACUCGACCAGUUUGACCAGACCUUUGGCACUUGUAUCGGUAAGUCGUAAAUGGCGGAUAUGUUGUCUAUAAAGUGCCCCUGCGGACGACGCGGGUACUUGAUCACCGGCUGACCCUCGGUUGAUCUUCCUCCCGUGAUGGCGCUGCAGAGCUCUCCUCGGAAGCCCUGGGAGGCGCGAUCGUCGCCGUAUCGGACGAGUUCUUUGCUCCGGCAGAAUGCUUGCUGCGAGUGCCUGUAAGUCGUCUCCACCCGCAAAGCCGAAGCUCGGCCGACCCGAGCUCACUCACUGACAGAAAUCAUCUACGACCGCCUGCGUAUCGUUCACACAGCCGAGUGAGAGUCUGAAGGGCCAAUUCGGUCCCAACGGAGCCUUGUUCGAUGGUCAGUUACCCUCUGUAUAUCGGAAGAAGGGCGCCUUGUGCAGGAUCUGGGAGUCUAAUUGGCCUCGGUAUACUGCGAGAACACCCAGGUUGGGAAUCGAGGAGGCAUUGUGAGACGUACGACUGGGUCAUCAUCAAGCUCGGUGCAUUGGGGACACUUCAGGGAUGCGAUAUCGAUACCGGACACUUUUCAGGGAACGAGUUGAGUCUCUCCGCGGCCCGCAAUCGGACCGGACGAGCUCACGGAGCACGGAUCAGCUGAUAACGUCGGAAACCCCCCCACGUGGUUGCUCGACUUGAACAGAUCUCCGGCCAGCGGAGUAUGGGGCGCCUGUAUCCCCGAGGGUGAGACCAUCACCGAGAGCAGCCCACUCGUAUGUUACACCAUUUGAGUAUCCAAGUAUCCAACGCACCGACCAGAAGCUAACCUCCAUCUCGGGUCCCUCUGCCGAGCAGUGGACCCCUCUGCUACCCACCACGCCCCUCGGACCAGCACAACGACAUCUGUUCCGCUUUGACGAGGUCUCGGCCCCGACGACCCACCUCAAGCUAACCAUGCACCCGGACGGCGGCAUCGGUCGUUUCCGAGCGUACGGCUCCGUCGUACCCGCGCCUUCGGGACCCGCAGAGGAGGCCGUCGAUUUGGCCCACGUCCUCAACGGCGGUAUGGUCACGGGUGAGAGCGAUCAACAUUUCGGUCGCGGUGGCAACUUGAUCUUGCCCGGACGAGGGAAGGAUAUGGGUGAUGGCUGGGAAACCAAGAGGAGUCGCGGGCGUCUCGGGACGGGCAAAGGCGAUUGGGUCGUUAUUCAGCUGUGAGUCCGGUCUCCGUUCCACAAAGCGGAUGCGCAAAUUCCUGUUUCUGAAUCGUCGCAUACGAUAUUACCAGUGCCGAGCCUGGCUACUUGGAAUGGGCCGAUCUCGACACGAACCACUUUGUUGGCAAUUUCCCUCAAUCUGCUGAACUGUACGGAAUCGUUUCGGACGAGGUGAGGUUUCUCCAUCAUCGCAGACGCCGUCGUUCAAAACUCGUCGACUGACGAAGGUCAUGAUUCUCCAUCGACACAGAAACUGCCCGCACAAGAUGCCGACUGGACCUUGAUUUUGGGUCAAACACGACUUGGGCCCCACCGUCAGCAUUUCUUCCAGCUCGAGCACCCCGAAAAGGCGUGGACACAUGUUCGACUCAGCAUUUAUCCUGGUGGGUCGAGAGCGCAGUUUGAUCUGGACUGGGAAUCCAGCUGAACGAGGCCGAGGUUCUGGGUCCCUACAGAUGGCGGUGUCAAGCGUGUUCGCCUUUUUGGCCGAAGGGCAUCCCGAUUCCCUUCCUACAAGGGGCUCAGCCCGCUCCCCUCGCCGGCAACCAAACUUUUGAAUGAUACCAACGGAUCCGGACCGAACGGUCUCCCGCCAGCCAUCCCGGCCAAGUCGACUCACCGAGUCCCGCAGGUCCCCGCCGUUCCUUUGACCGGUGAUGCGUUCGCCAAGUACGGUUCGGUGAUCCAAUCGUACCCCGACCAUCGAUCGGCGCGCAAGGACGUCGUGAUCAAGCCCGUCAACUUUGGCACGGCGUUCAAGUUUAACCACUUGUCGCCCGUGACGUGGGUGCAACCCUCUUCUCGACCGGACGUCAAGGGCCAAGUCAAUUUCUGUGUCUUCCGUUGCGACGCGCAGAAUGGGGUCAAGUCGGCCCAGACGGGCAAGGAAGAAUGGCCCGUGACUGUGCUCGAACGCCACGAGUUCUCAAGUCAGGCUUUCGUGCCGAUGGGAGGUGGAGGCGGUCGGUACCUCGUGUUGGUGUGCUUGCCGAACGAGACGGAUGGACAGCCUGACCUCAAGACCCUGAGAGCGUUCACGGCGACCCACGCGCAGGGCAUCUCGUACCACCCCAAUGUGUGGCACCACCCGAUCAUCGCUCUGGAUGCGGUGAGUUUUGCCUGGAAUCUCUCGAUGCGCUCUGCUCCGAUCUGCGCUCGCUGACAUGUGCGCUGCUUCUUUCGGAAUUGACUCCAUCUUAUCAGACGACUGACUUUGCGUGCGUCGUUCAUGAGACGGGUGUUCCUGAGAUUGACUGCGAGAUCAAGCAAUUCGGUCAGACGGUCGCGAUCGUGCACGAGGUCUAA